AUGAGUGAUGGAAGGAAGAGACUUAGUGGCGCUGAGUACAGGAAAAAGGCCAAAAUAAAAAAAGAUGAACAAGAACAUGCACUUCAGAAGACCAGGAAAAUAGAAGCUUUUUUUAAAAGUGAAAAUAGCAGCGAGAGUUUACGUAUUGCACAAGAGAACUCGAGGACUAGUAGUAAUAAGGGAAAUAAAUAUGAACAAGGUUCUAUUCCGAUUGAGGUGAAGAGUCUGUACCAUCGUAAUCAGUCAGAUCAGUCGUGUUCAGUAAAACCUGCUCAUCCUCCUGAUUCUGACACCGAAAGACCUUCAACAAGUGGCAGUAAUAUAAAGUCAGACAGCGAAGAAAUAGCUAUUGUUGCGACGUUUAUUGAAAUUGAAUCAACCAUAAAACUAAACAGAGAUUAUUUCAGAGUGAACACCUUUUUGGUGAUCCUUGAUAGACUGAGAGCUGAAAUACAGAGAAGGCAUAAUGCUUACUUAAACUUUGAGGAAAAAUUUUCAUUUUUAACAAAAAUGACUGAACUUUCAACACAAAGAGUUACAGAAAAAGCCGAGUCUCUCGUGAAAUAUUAUACCAAUGAUUUAGAGGACGAUUUGAUUCAAGAAUGCGGCAUUUUCACAGUCACAUUUGCUCUGAUAAAACUGCAGAGUGUGCAGUGA
Molecule: messenger RNA, 657 nt
Organism: Psylliodes chrysocephalus
Lineage: Eukaryota; Metazoa; Arthropoda; Insecta; Coleoptera; Chrysomelidae
Source: the annotation of a GenBank genome assembly